AUGGGUUUCUCCAACCAGCCAAUUGUGAUUGAUGGCCGUGGCCAUCUGUUGGGUCGACUUGCUGCAGUCGUUGCCAAGACACUGUUGCAAGGUCAGAGAGUUGUCAUUGUCCGAUGUGAGGGAAUCAACAUUUCUGGAAACUUCUACAGAAACAAGUUGAAGUUUCUGAAGUACUUGAAGAAGCGUUGUAAUGUGAACCCAGCUCGUGGUCCUUUCCAUUUCCGUGCCCCAAGCAAGCAGUUCUGGAGGGUUAUCAGAGGAAUGUUGCCUCACAAAACUGCCCGUGGAAAGGAAGCCCUUGAGCGUCUGAAGGUGUUUGAAGGUAUCCCACCACCAUACGACAAGAAGAAGAGAAUGGUAGUUCCAUCAGCUCUCAAAGUUCUCAGACUGAAUCCUGCAAGGAAGUUCUGCAGUCUGGAUCGUUUGUCACAUGAAGUGGGCUGGAAGUACCAGAGGGUGGUGGCCACACUUGAGGCCAAGAGAAAGGUCAAAUCCAAGCAGUUCUAUGAGCGCAAGAAGCAUCUGCUGAAACUGCGUGAACAAGCCAAGAAGAAUGUGGCCAAGAAGAUUGAACCUUACCAGCAGACACUUCAGCAGCUGGGAUAUUAG
Molecule: messenger RNA, 609 nt
Organism: Candidula unifasciata
Lineage: Eukaryota; Metazoa; Mollusca; Gastropoda; Stylommatophora; Geomitridae
Source: the annotation of a GenBank genome assembly